CCAACCACUUCCGGUCCGGCUGCAAAGUUUUUCCGCCACCGACCGGAUUUGUUUGAAUGUGGCGUCCGUGCGUGGUUGCGCUUAAAUUAAUAAGACCUUUAACAUCUUCAGUAGCUACACGCAAGCCACACUUUAUACGGCGGCCACACACCCAGGCUAACUGCGUUUGUUUAGUCCCUAUACACUUUUCUCUGCACACGGAACCGCGACACAUGUCAAGCGAAGCUAAGAAAAUCCGCACCGAAAACAACAUGACUGUUAAAAAGAUCGGAACUCACAACGGGACCUUCCACUGCGACGAGGUUCUGGCCUGUUUCCUCCUCCGACAGCUCCCCGAGUAUGCGGAUGCUGAGAUCAUUCGGACCAGGGACCCGGCACGGCUGGCAGAAUGCGAUGUUGUUGUAGAUGUGGGAGGAGAGUUUGACCCAAAGAGGCAUCGCUAUGAUCAUCAUCAGAGGAGUUUCACAGAGACCUUCCACAGCCUGUGUCCAGAGAAGCGGUGGGUGACCAAGCUCAGCUCUGCCGGCCUGGUCUACCUCCACUUUGGCCGGCGGCUGCUGGCUCAGCUGACGCAACUCAAAGAGGAUGACAAGCAGCUGGAGGCGCUGUAUGACAAGGUGUACGAGAACUUCGUGGAGGCGGUGGACGCUGUAGACAACGGCAUCUCGCAGUACGACGGGGAGGCCCGUUACACUGUCUCCUCCACGCUGAGCUCACGUGUCGGCUUCCUGAAUCCACGCUGGAACAGCAAGAGUCAGGAUACUGAGGAGAGUUUCAAGAAGGCCCUGAAGAUGGUUGGGGAGGAGUUCCUGGAACAAGUGGAUUUCUACAGGUCAGCCUGGUUGCCGGCUCGUGAGCUCGUGGAGGAAGCCAUUAAAAACAGACAUCAGGUAGACCCCAGUGGAGAGGUGUUGGUGUUCACCGUGGGUGGGUGUCCCUGGAAAGAGCAUUUGUUUGCCCUGGAGAAGGAGCUCCAGGUAGAGACACCCAUCAAGUUUAUCCUCUACCCAGACCAGGAAAAAAAAUGGAGGAUUCAGUGUGUCCCUGCUGGGCUCAACACCUUCCAGAACAGGCUGUCCCUGCCAGAAGAGUGGCGUGGUGUACGCGAUGAAGCGCUGUCGGAGCUCAGCGGGAUCAAGGGCUGCAUCUUUGUCCAUGCCGGAGGCUUUAUUGGCGGGAACAAGACCCAGGAAGGAGUCCUGGAGAUGGCCCGGAGGACCCUGCAGGCCGCCGCCCAGUCCCCUGCAAACGGAAGCAGCUGACCAGUUAGAUAGGACAGCAAACAGCACAUUUUGUUACGUGGCCCCAGAGAAUAACGAGGAUUAUAAUGUUCCUUAAGCAUUUUGUGUUGUACAUCCGAGCCGCCGCAAAUGUUGUUUUGUACUGCAGAAUGGAGAUGGGCUGGAAAUGGCAACCAGAUAAAAUCGGACCAAUUCGUAAAUGCAAACAUUUCAGCACAUUCUCCCCCACAGUUACAUUAUUAACUCAUAGUAUUCUGCUCUCUACCUGUUCUCAUAAAUGUAAGUAAACAUUUCAGCGUCAACUGUUUUGUUAAACGCAUCAUUAAACUGACUUCCAUUCGUA
Molecule: messenger RNA, 1584 nt
Organism: Mugil cephalus (flathead mullet)
Lineage: Eukaryota; Metazoa; Chordata; Actinopteri; Mugiliformes; Mugilidae
Gene: myg1
Product: myg1 exonuclease
Exons: 7
Coding region: 57-1262 (401 amino acids)
Cellular component (GO): cytoplasm; nucleus
Source: RefSeq, a predicted model, not a curated record